UUACGCGCGAAUUCAUCGAAGCCGCGUUUUUGCACAGAUAAUCGAGUGUUCGAAAUUCGAAUAUGUUUAAUUUUUUGUGAAGUAAACAAUUUGUGCCAGUGUUUUGAAUUCGACGAAGAUGUCGUCAAUACAUUCUGAUGAUGACCAGGAGGAGAUUAACGUAGAUUCUGACAGUAGAUUGUCUGGUCAGUGCGAUAGGAGUAUAGGUUCUGAGGACCAUGACUCGGAGCACAGUUACCACGACAGAUACCGGGAUUCUCCAAACGAGCAUAUGACAGAAACGCAGCCGCGAGUCAAUCUACCGUUUAGCAUAUCUAGAUUAUUAGGUAAACAGUUCGAGGAGAUAGAAAAGCGUCGGAAUUCCGGUGAGAGUGACGAUAGGAGUGACCAGGACACUGAAUCCGAGAGUGUAAAAGACGACGGAAAGGACAAUAAUAUAGCGUUAAAUUUUUCGCAUAAUCCUGGCCUGUAUACGAACUCUGGCUUGUUGUUACGGCCUGGCUUGGGUCUGGGCGCUGGUUAUGGGUUUUCUGGCAACCCCGGGGUGGUGAGAGUACCAGCUCAUAGGGCUCUGGGGGCGUUGGGCGCUUGGGGGGUUGCUCUGGACCCCAUGAGACAGGCUGCGGCAGCUGCGUUUGCACAUCAAGUUGUGAAGGAUAGAUUAAAUGCAUCAUUCCCAAUCACACGACGCAUCGGGCAUCCGUAUCAAAACAGGACGCCUCCAAAACGCAAGAAACCACGCACCUCCUUCACAAGAAUGCAAAUAGCCGAACUAGAGAAAAGAUUCCACAAGCAGAAGUAUUUGGCGUCCGCUGAGAGGGCGUCAUUGGCAAAGACGUUGAAGAUGACAGACGCGCAAGUGAAAACGUGGUUUCAGAACCGACGGACCAAGUGGAGACGUCAAACAGCUGAAGAGCGGGAAGCGGAACGUCAAGCGGCCAACCGCUUGAUGCUUUCACUGCAAGCUGAAGCGCUGAGCAAAGGCUAUAUGCCUGAACCACCACCGGGUGCACCGCUUUCAGCGCUUCAUUAUCAAAAUCCACAGAACGCUCAAGCGCCCGCGUCGAAUACAGCGCUAAGCGCUUUACAGAACUUGCAGCCAUGGGCUGGAAACCAUGCCUCUUUUAUGAACGCUUCGAAUCAAGCGCCGACAGCGCACCCGCCGCCCGUUGCGUCGCCUAUUUGUUGAAAUUCUAAAUUCAAAUUUUACUUUUUUAUGCACAGCCAGUAAUACAUAAAAAUGAGGUUUUAUGUGCAGUAUAUUUUAAAGCAUUUUGUAAAAACGGUAGAAAUUCUAAUAAUUGUAAAUAGUAAAACAAGGUAGAUUUUAUGUAGAGAGUAAAUAAUAUUAUAUUAUGUAAAGCAUGUAACAAAAUAACACAUUUAGUAAUCAGUAAUCACUAUAGUUCUCACUUUAAAAUUUUUUUCUUUAUACAUCAGAACUGAUUUACUUAUGCAUAUAAAAAGAAAGUUAGAUACUUAUUUAAUACAUCACAAAUCACAAUAUUAUUAUGAUAUAUAAAUGCUUUGAAUUCUUUUGUAAAAAUAGUUUGUAAAUAAAUAUGUAGGUAGUUACUUAAAUAGGUAGGUAGUUAAUGUUAAGCUCAUAUAAAAAUGUGUAAUAGAAAUGGCUGUAUAGUCUUAGUAACAAUUUAACAUUUCGUAAUUUUAUUAAUGUAAAUAUAAAUACAGACAGUAUUAUUAAAAUAAAUCUAACUAAAUGGAAAAAAAUAUUGUAAAGCCUGAGUAAUUAAUAUGCUAAUUAGUAAUUAGGAUAUGAAAUAAAAUACUGUAAAUAAAGGAGAUAAUGUAUUUAUUGGAUGUUUACUGUUAAUGACGCUUUUGAAUGAAAAAUGUAUCUCUUCAAGAAAAUAUGCAGAAUCUGGGCUUUAGAGUUUAGACAUGCACUAUGUAAAAUGUAAUA
This is a messenger RNA of Colias croceus (clouded yellow), 1924 nucleotides long. It is a transcript of the gene C15, whose product is annotated as T-cell leukemia homeobox protein 2. Bases 119 to 1189 code for a protein of 356 amino acids. Gene Ontology annotation, biological process: animal organ development; regulation of transcription by RNA polymerase II. Gene Ontology annotation, molecular function: DNA-binding transcription factor activity, RNA polymerase II-specific; RNA polymerase II cis-regulatory region sequence-specific DNA binding. The record is from RefSeq and is a predicted model, not a curated record. The transcript is spliced from 3 exons. Gene Ontology annotation, cellular component: nucleus. Lineage: Eukaryota; Metazoa; Arthropoda; Insecta; Lepidoptera; Pieridae.